Molecule: messenger RNA, 2429 nt
Organism: Amaranthus tricolor (Joseph's coat)
Lineage: Eukaryota; Viridiplantae; Streptophyta; Magnoliopsida; Caryophyllales; Amaranthaceae
Product: guanylate kinase 2-like
Exons: 10
Coding region: 647-1852 (401 amino acids)
Biological process (GO): purine nucleotide metabolic process
Cellular component (GO): cytosol
Molecular function (GO): GMP kinase activity
Source: RefSeq, a predicted model, not a curated record
GCGGACAUCAAUUUCCAAAUUGCACCUCCAUAUAAUUACUACUUUGUGCCUUUAAAUUUAACAAAUUUAAUAAUGAGUCAAAUUAAAAAGUACGGAACCAAUACUAAUCAAUCUAUUGUUAAGUGUUAAAUAAUCCAACCCUUCUGCGUCCCUCCCGCCUUCUUCCAUUUUUCUCAUUCAUUUUCAGUCCGUGCCUCCCUUUCUACACUACGUAUAUGGCCAUUUUCUCCCCUUUUCUUCUCAUUUCAUCCACCAUUUUUUCUAAUUUUUGACAUUAACUUUGUAUUGAUUUGAUUUUCACUCAAAGUUGUAAUUUUUCCCUCUUUUUUAAUCAAUCUCUCAACUGGGAUUCUUUUUUUUUUGACAAAUUCAUUAGGGUUUUGUUUUAUUUCUUCUAAACCCUGCAAUAACCGUUUCCUUUUUUGCUUUAUAAAAGAAAUUUGGGUCGAUUUCACAUUGUUUUUUUUUUCUCUUAUCUAUUCUUUGAUUUGAUCUAUUCCGUUUUCAUAAUUAGGAUUUAUUUAGGUGAGCUCUCUUUCGUUUUCUUUCUUUACAAUUCGAAGAGUCUUUCCAUUUAUUCUCUGUUGUUGAUCUUUUCUUUUCUAUAUUAAUAGGGUGAUUAUCUUGUGUGGGUAAGAUUUACUCCAUGGGUGAGGCCCCAGCUUUUCUGUAUGAUGAUCUGCACAAGAGCUGUGAUAAUGGGAUUGAUUUGGUUUGCAAGGGUAGGAAAACAACAAUUUUUGUAGGCAACACAAAGUAUGUGAUUGGGGAUUACAAUGAUUCAGCAUUGUCCACUGGUGUUAAAGUUUUUGACAAUUCCUUGGAAGAUUGGGUAUACCCUACAGUUUUGGGCACAAAACCAUCUCUGAGCUCUGAUUAUUGGGCUCUCCCUUUAGGCGAAGAUCGGGUUUUAGUUCUUACGAAUGGUGCUGAUGUAGAGGAUAAUCUAUGGUUUCUUGAGGUUGACACCCCACAUGUUAGAAAGCAGAAGAAGCUUUUGGGAACUAAUGUAGUGGCUUGGAGUAAAGGGGUAAUGGGUUAUCCUGGGAAACCUAUUGUUAUCAGUGGUCCUUCUGGUGUGGGGAAGGGUACUUUAAUAUCCAUGCUUAUGAAGGAGUUUCCUUCCAUGUUCGGAUUCUCUGUGAGCCAUACAACGCGUGCUCCCAGAGAAAACGAGAUCAAUGGAAUUCAUUAUCAUUUCACUGAGAGAAGUUUAAUGGAAGAUGAUAUCAAAAACGGAAAGUUUCUCGAGUUUGCUUCGGUUCAUGGUAAUUUAUAUGGGACAAGUAUCGAAUCGGUUGAAGUGGUUGGAGAUGCAGGAAAGAGAUGCAUCCUUGACAUUGACGUUCAAGGUGCAAAGUCGGUGAGGGCUAGUUCUCUUGAUGCGAUCUUUAUCUUUGUAUGCCCCCCAUCAUAUGAAGAUCUUGAGAAAAGGCUUCGUUCUAGAGGGACCGAGACCGAGGAGCAAAUUCAGAAACGCCUUCGCAAUGCAAAGGGGGAGCUUGAACAGGGAAGAACGCCCGGUUUGUUUGAUCAUAUGUUGGUGAAUGAUAACCUUGACGCGUGUUACCAGACUCUGAAGAACCAUUUGGGCUUAAAUGAAUCUGCCGACAAUACAAACCAAUCUGCUAUGAAGAAGGUCGGUCUUCCUCUCGUGAACUCCGUAUCAAAAGUUGGUAGCAAAAUAUUCUUAAAUUCAUUGAAUACCGAUCUGGGAAAUGCAUCUAAGAACUCGUUUGUGCUGGAUGUCUCUUUACUAAAAGGAGGAGCACCAGGACGGACACGAGGGUUAGACCUCUCACCGGUUAACCCAUUCAGAGCAUUGGCCAAUGGGUUUGGAAAGAUGAGCUAAUUCUAUCCUUCUAAAUGCGCUAACUCUCGACUUAAUUUUUCAAUUCCGUUAAAUUUUUGAUACUUAUAUUUCCUUCACAAUCGAACACAAAGUGCCAUCGUCGCGUCGUUGUCUCCACCUGAUGUCCUAUUUUGAGAAAUUCCACAAGACAUUAGAGAAACCCCCGAAAUGUCUGUUCGGGGCGAAUUACUGAUGUAGUAGAUGAUUAUCCUCGUACAAUGAUGCAAUUUAGAUAGUUGAUCUUACAAGCUUCAUUAUUUAAAAUUGGAAAUGUAACGGUAGUUCAUGAAUUUGGAAAUUUAUGGUCCUUUUGAUGGCGUUCUUGUACUAUCUAAGUAAGUAAAAUGCUGGUCUUUUAGGUGGAAGCAGCAUUUUCAAUUAUUAUUAAUCAAUACAAAAUGCAAGUUGCAAAAGGACUUGGUCUAGAAGAAUAGCACACUUGAUGUAGCUUUUUAAAACUAUGAUAGUCUAUUUCUUCUACAAUCAUAAAUCAAACACUAAAUUUUACCAAUAUUUUUCAUAUUUAAUAUGUGAUUAAUUUAGCUAAUUAAAUGGCCAAAAACCUUGACCAAUAAUG